CUCUGGGCAGGAGACUGGAGAGCUGCACACUGUGAUGGAGACUCCACUUGAGAAGGCCCUGACCACUAUGGUCACCACAUUCCACAAAUAUUCGGGGAGAGAGGGUAGCAAGCUGACCCUGAGUAAGAAGGAACUAAAGGAGUUGAUCAAGAAGGAGUUGAGUCUUGGGGAGAAGAUGAAAGAGAGCAGCAUUGAUGACCUGAUGAAGAGCCUGGACAAAAACAGUGACCAGGAGAUUGACUUCAAGGAGUACUCGGUGUUCCUGACCACAUUGUGCAUGGCCUACAAUGACUUCUUCCUGGAGGACAACAAAUGACUAGGGGUCCCCUCUGCCCUCACUGUUUGCCAUGGCUGCUGAUCUCUCCAGCUCCUUCGAUAACCCUCUG
Molecule: messenger RNA, 386 nt
Organism: Sciurus carolinensis (gray squirrel)
Lineage: Eukaryota; Metazoa; Chordata; Mammalia; Rodentia; Sciuridae
Gene: S100a5
Product: S100 calcium binding protein A5
Exons: 3
Coding region: 35-316 (93 amino acids)
Cellular component (GO): cytoplasm; nucleus
Molecular function (GO): calcium ion binding
Source: RefSeq, a predicted model, not a curated record